Messenger RNA from Cottoperca gobio, 3411 nucleotides. RefSeq names its product GLE1 RNA export mediator (gene gle1). Gene Ontology annotation, cellular component: nuclear pore cytoplasmic filaments; nuclear pore; cytoplasm. The record is from RefSeq and is a predicted model, not a curated record. The transcript is spliced from 15 exons. Lineage: Eukaryota; Metazoa; Chordata; Actinopteri; Perciformes; Bovichtidae. Gene Ontology annotation, molecular function: translation initiation factor binding; inositol hexakisphosphate binding; phospholipid binding. Bases 398 to 2560 code for a protein of 720 amino acids. Gene Ontology annotation, biological process: poly(A)+ mRNA export from nucleus.
ACGUCUCGUAUUGCAGUCAUAUUUGAAGUUUCAGUGUGAUAGGUGAAUAUUUGUAUUUAUGCAGGAAAGAAAUAGACUUAAAAGAUUAAAACGGCGGGACGACAAGGGUAGCCUACUGUAAUACUAUGGUGUUCCCGGUUGAGCCACCGGGUCGUAAACAUUCGCUAUAGUACUGAGAUCAAUUUUGUUCCAUUACAGUAUUUAAAUAGUUUAGAUUGUAUCAUGUCAAAUGCUAUUCAUUUUAAAUAUAAUAAGGGUAUUGCCUUGCCGGGAACACAUAGCGUGACGGCAGUAGGCGGGCUGUUUCUUGUCGGAUUGCAAUAUUUGUAACCUCAUCCGGCGGUUCAAAAGUUAGCCCGACGCUAGCAGUGGUUUGUAGUGUCUUCAUCCUGUCGUGAUGCCUGCUGAAAAUCUGCGAUGGGAAACUUUACAGGCAUUAAAAAAUUCCCCGAAGGGAAAUAUCACAUUCGACCCAUACUGGUCGGAGAGGGGCGAGCCUAUUUUGGCAGGUUGCAAAGAGCCCCUCAGCCUGUCCCCGCACUCUGCGGUCAUACUGGAGCGUCUCUGCUCCUCCUUGCCCCUGCAGAAGUCCUGUUUCCUGGGCUCCAGCUCCGGACACUCCAGCCCCGGCCUCUCUGAGGAGAUCUCAGGCUCUCUGUCCUCCACAGGAUCCAUCGCCGACCUCAACACCAGGCACACCGCACUUUCUGCAGCCCCGUCUCUAAGGACUGAGCGUGAUCAGGCUGUUAGUGAUGAGGUGAACGAUGAAGAUCCAGAGGAAGAUGUCGGCGAAGUUUCCAGUCACGCAUCGCUACCUGCCAUUUCCCUGCUGUCGCCCAAAGCAAUGGAGACGGCGGGCCACAUUAUCAAAUUUGCGGCAGAACAACGAGAAAAGGCCAAGAUGGCGCUCAAACUGCGUCAGGAGAUGCAGGAGAAGCUGGUGGCGGCGGUGGCGAACUCUGAGUCAGAGCAGCUGAAACGCUUCGAGGAGUUCAUGGAGCUGAAGCAGAGGCAGGAGUUCCAGAGCAUGAGGGACAUGAUGGACAGAGAAACUAAAGAAAGCAUCGGGCGUCAGGAGAAGCUGAAGGAGGAGCAGCGGCACAGAAUGAAGAUCCUCAACCUGCGUCUGAGGGAGGCGGAGCAGCAGCGCCUACGGGAGGCGGAGCUCGAGCGUCAGCGGCAGUCGGACGGCAGGGAGCGUCUGCGUAACCUCAACACCAUCCAGGAGGAGAUCCUGCAGCUCAACCAGCUGCUGGAGCCGUCCACUCAGACCAAGACUGAGCUCCCAGCGGCCAGCCUCAGCUCCUACUGCACCCGCGGGAACCAGCUGUGCUCCCAGCUGUCAGAGGUGGUGCGCAAGACGGCAGAGGGAGAGUUCCCCAGCGCGGAGGACAUGACAAUGGCCGAGCGAGCUCUCCACGAGAUGAGGGCGCUGAUCCGGCUGAUGCAGGAGGAGGUGGCCAAGGCUCAAGAGAGGAAGAAGAAGGAGGAGGAGGAGGAAGUGCAGAGCAGGAAGCAGGCGGAGCUGCACGCGCAGCAGGAAGCGCAGAAGAAGGCGGCGGAGUCGGCCAAAGAGAAGGCGAAGAGGAAAGGGCUGCAGAACAGCGCGGAGGACAGCACGCGGAAGUGGUACAAGGAUCUGCAGGAGUCGGCCGCUCGAUGCGCUCAGUCCUUCGAACAGCUCAACUCUCCAAAAGACGUCCAGACUAAGAAGCUGAAGCUGGAGCUGCAGAAAGCUGCCUCCAUCCCCGUCAGUCAAAUUUCCAGCAACUCCGGAUCGCAGCUCAGAGAAAUCUUUGACAAGAUCAACAAGCUGCUGUCGGGACGGGGGCUGGUAUCGGGGGGGAAGUCUGUCUCUACCUCCCAGCAUCCCCAGGGCCUGGACUUUGUCAGCUACAAACUGGCUGAGAAGUUUGUGAAACAAGGAGAGGAGGAGGUGGCGUCUCACCACGAAGCUGCUUUCCCCAUCGCCGUGGUGGCCUCCGGCAUCUGGGAGCUGCACCCCCAGGUGGGCGAGCUCUUCCUCGCCCACCUGCACAAGAAAUGUCCGUACGCUGUCCCACAUUACCCUCCGAUGAAGGAAGGCACUACUGUGGAGGAUUACCAGAGGAUUCUUGGUUACCGCGUGGACGACUCCGGCGUGGAAGGUCAGGACAGUUUCCUGAAGAGGAUGUCUGGGAUGAUCCGUCUCUACGCCGCCGUCAUCCAGCUGAGGUGGCCCUACGGCGCCAAGCAGGGGUCUGCGCCUCACGGUCUGAACCACGGCUGGCGUUGGUUGGCUCAGAUGCUCAACAUGGAGCCUUUGGCUGACAUCACGGCGACGCUGCUGUUCGACUUUCUUGAGGUGUGUGGCCAUGCUUUGAUGAAGCAGUAUCAGAGCCAGUUCUGGAAGCUCAUCCUGCUUCUUCAAGAGGAAUACUUCCCGAGAAUUGAAGCGGUGACGAGCAGUGGACAGAUGGGCUCAGUCAUCAGACUCAAACAAUUUCUACACACGUCGCUGCAGAGCCGACAGAUCCGUCGUCCCAAAGGCGAGCUGAGCUCCACGUUCUGGUGCUCGUGAUGGAAGAGGAGGAGCCGCCAUGUUGGAUGUUGCAUGUUGCUGCGUGAAGGAGGCAGGAGAGGAGGGUGUGGUGCGAUGCGCCGGACUUUAGGAAGGAAACUGUAGUCUAUAAUCGGGGAGGAAAAGAUGAAACUGCUACUGGAGGAGCUUCUUUGGUCUUAUGAACUUUGUGUCGGUUGUAGGACGGCGGCCCAGUGGAGGCCAGGCUCAACUACAUUUUCUGGACGCAAUAUUUUCCAAAUUAAUUAAACAGCUUUGAACGUCUAACGCAAAAUAGAACAUCUGUUCAAAUAAGUUUUCAGAUUUGUGUUUGCAACAAAAGGUCCAGCAGUGAGAGCCAGUUCUCCAGUGUCAAAGAUUAUAAUGUUGAAGCUGUUUACACUAAAGAAAUCUCUAUUUUACUUACUGUUAUGAUUUGAAUUUUUAGCUAUUUAAGAUUUUUUUUUGUGUGUGCAACACAGGUGUGUGCAACACAGGUGUGUGGUCUGAUGAACUGUCAGUUAUUCAUUGUGAAGGUUUUCCCAAGAUUAGAAAUGUAAAGGUUUAUCUGCAGAAGUGCAUUAGUCAUGAUUUGAUCCUCAUGUUGACAAAUCUGAAGUAGAUUAUUAUACAAGUGUGUUGCCAGAAUGAUUGUCAUCUUAAACCAGAUUAAAUAAAACUGCAUCAGCAGUUCAUUGCAAGAUGUGUCAUCCUUUAGAUUUAUUUAUUCUCACUUUUGAAAUAUCUGAGAAUCCCUUUGUUCAUCUGAAUUUAAAAUGUUCUUGUACUUGCUACACUGAAUAUUUUCUAGAUCUCUACUCAUCACUAAAACAUAUACUGUACAGGGCAGGAAUAAAGAAUAUAUAAAGCAA